AAACCUUUUCUUCCGCACUUGUCACUUGCUGCAGUUGGGUGUCCUGCCUGUGUUUGUGGUAGAGGGGGAGCCACCAGAGCUGAAGUGGGAUACCAUGUUGCAUAGACAACAAUCCCGUUUUGGUGGAUCUGUAUCCAGGGGGCGAGGAAGAAGCCGAGGAGAAGGGAAAGUGAGCAAAGGGAGAAAACCUGGAAGGUCACACUUCAAGGCUUGGCUCAGGGAGUGUUGUGAACUGUUGAAGUGUCUUGGAGUGCCUUUUGUACAAAGUGAAGGGGAGGCUGAGGCUAUGUGUGCUUUACUCAACAAAGAAGGAUUAGUAGAUGGCUGCUUAACAGAUGAUGGUGAUGCCUUUUUGUAUGGAGCAAAGACAGUUUACAGGAACUUUACUAUGAACAGCAAGGACCCUCAUGUUGAGAUGUUCACCUCAGUCUCCAUUGAGUCCCAGCUUGGGUUGAACAGGCAAAGCUUAGUGGGACUUGCCCUGCUCCUAGGAUGUGACUACCUACCUAAAGGCAUUCCUGGGGUGGGCAAGGAGAUGGCUAUAAAACUGAUGCAUACCCUGGGGUCAUGCAAUGUGUUAAACAGGUUCAGACAAUGGCAGCACUGUAGCCAGAUGCAUUUGGAUGCCAUGGAAAUUCCUGUGUAUAAAAAAAGUCAGCAAUUAAAGGACUUUCCUAAUGAAAAGGUAAUUUCUGAGUUCCUGAAUACACGGGAUAGAGUACCUACUGUAAAAUUUGACUGGAAGCGACCUCAGAUUCAAACAUUGCAGUCAUUUACCCUCCAGAGACUAGAAUGGCCCACAGAGUAUACUUUAGACAAGGUUCUUCCUCUGGUAACAAUGUGGGACAUGACAGUCCAUUCCAAAUCAUCAGCUAAGAUGAUCAGGCUGAAACCCCAUAG
Messenger RNA from Lingula anatina, 900 nucleotides. RefSeq lists its product as uncharacterized. Lineage: Eukaryota; Metazoa; Brachiopoda; Lingulata; Lingulida; Lingulidae. The record is from RefSeq and is a predicted model, not a curated record. Gene Ontology annotation, molecular function: 5'-flap endonuclease activity; four-way junction DNA binding.